Molecule: messenger RNA, 897 nt
Organism: Mercenaria mercenaria
Lineage: Eukaryota; Metazoa; Mollusca; Bivalvia; Venerida; Veneridae
Product: GTPase IMAP family member 9-like
Exons: 1
Coding region: 1-897 (298 amino acids)
Molecular function (GO): GTP binding
Source: RefSeq, a predicted model, not a curated record
AUGUCUGAGAAUUACGAAAGAAAAAUAGUCGUUGUUGGGAAAACCGGAAAUGGCAAGAGUUCUCUAGGCAACGUUUUACUUAGAAGGUGCGCGUUUUAUGAAGCACAUAGCUUUAAUGCUAUCACUAAAGAAUGUGAAGUUGAUAGAGAUGAGGGAAAUUUAUCUGUUAUUGACACGCCUGGUCUUUUUGAUAGCGACGGAGACAGAAGUUUGGCACAGCAAGCUUUGGAGGUCCAAAGGGCUAUAAAACUUUGCCCCAAUCCCCAUGCUUUUCUUAUUGUGCUAAAUGGAUCCACCAGGUUAACGCAAGAAGAGUUGUCAACCAUUGAUGUCCUUCACGUUAUUUUCGGUGAACAGUGUCUGAAAAGGGCUAUCAUAGUUUUAACACAUAUUGGAAAUAAUGUAGAAGAAACCCAGCUGAAAGGAAUGCUCACAACAAGUAGCGCAAUGAGCAACUUAAUCAGGCAGUGCGGAAACAGGUUUGCUAGAAUAGACAAUAGAGAACCAAAACCUGAGCAUAUAGAACGUAUCAACAGACUUGUCGAUCAAGUAUCUCGGGCAGGAAGAAACAGCUUCAAGAAUGGAUAUCUCCACUUACACAAGCAGGUGUUACAGGAAGCACUUGAGAACCAUGAUAGUGGACCAGUUCACAUACAAAUCAAACUAUGGUCUGAGCAAAUCACGGAGGCUGUGGAAGAAGAAAAGAAGUUUAAUAGAAAAUGCUGGAAGGCAGCAGGCAUGGGUGCGGUUUGUGUUGUUGCAGGGAUAACUCAUCUUGGUGGAGGCUCUAGGACAGUUGCAACAGCAGCUACAAAUCUUGAAACAGCUCAAGUGGUAAUCGAAAAAUCUGUAAAUGUUGCAACAGGGGUGAUAAGUUAUAUAAGAUCUACUCAUUGA